UGGUCCUGCGCCCGCAGCCACUGCCGCGGGGCAGUGCGGGGUCAGCGGCGGAGCGCGCUGCCAGUUUGCGUGGGGCUGCCGUGGAGCGCCGUCCCCCAAGGAGGUUCCCUGCCGCCUGCGUCCCAAAAUCUUCAAGUCAUUCUCUUUAUUUCAUCCAUUGGGUGCAACUGCAGAUCUGAGAAACGACCAAGAAGGAAAGGACAACUUUCAGUCGAACAAGAUUCCAAAGGGAAGACAGUGCCAGAAUUUGGAAUACACUUUCGGACAAACGUUUUGCCAAGGAGGACACAGCCCGCUGCCUCCCAUGAGGUCACCUUUGAAGGACUGACUUCAUCCACCUGCUUGUGGCAGUUCGUGCUCCCGCCAUGGGACCCACGGGGAGCCUGCUGAGUGGCGGACAGGCGCAGAUUGUCCUGUGGGGAACUUUGGCAGCUGUCACCGUUAUCUUCAUCAUCAGCUUCCUCAUAUUUCUGUGUUUGACUUGUGACAGAGAAAAGAAGCCACGACAACCCAGUGGAGACCAUGAGAACCUGAUGAACGUGCCUUCAGACAAGGAGAUGUUCAGCCGAUCAGUUACCAGCCUGGCAACAGACGCUCUUGCUAGCAGUGAGCAGAAUGGAGCACUCACCAAUGGGGACAUCCUUUCAGAAGACAGCACUCUGACCUGCAUGCAACACUACGAGGAAGUGCAAACCUCAGCCUCGGACCUCCUGGACUCCCAGGACAGCACAGGGAAGCCCAGAUGUCAUCAAAGUCGUGAGCUCCCUAGAAUUCCUCCUGAGAGCACGGUGGACACAAUGCUUAACACGAGAAAUGCAGAUGGGGACCAGGGGCCGGGGAUGGAGGGGCCCUAUGAAGUGCUGAAGGACAGUUCCUCCCAGGAGAACAUGGUGGAGGACUGUUUGUAUGAGACAGUGAAGGAGAUCAAGGACGUGGUGUCAGCCACACCCCUGGAGAAGGGGCACAACAGCAAGGCGAGGUCUAACUCAGCCUUGAAGGAGCCUCCAGGGCCCCAGGCCGAGGUCAAGGCAGAGUUUGCUGAGUACGCCUCGGUGGACAGAAACAAAAAAUGCCGGCAGAGUAUUAAUGUGGAGAGUAUUCUGGGAAAUUCGUGUGACCCAGAGGAGGAAGCCCCACCACCUGUCCCCAUCAAACUUCUGGAUGAAAACGAAAACCUUCAGGAGAAGGAAGAGCGAGAGGCUGCAGAAGAGCAAACCUCCAAGGGGAUCCCUGAAACCAACAAGAGAUUCAGUGCAUUGUCAUACAAGUCCCGGGAGGAAGACCCAACGCUGACUGAAGAAGAGAUCUCAGCCAUGUACUCCUCGGUGAAUAAAGCUGGCCAGGCAGGGAAUAAAGCAGGACAGUCCCCGAAAGCGCUGGAAGCCACCUACAGUGCCAUUCAGGAAGCGCCUCAGCGGUCCACCUCCUCCUGCAGUGAUCUCUAUGCCACCGUUAAAGACUUUGAGAAACCCCCAAACAGCGUCAGCACGCUUCUACCAGCAGGGGGAGCCCGCCAGGAGCCAGAGCCCGACUAUGAAGCAAUACAGACGCUCAGCAGAGAGGACGAGAAGGGUCCCCCGGAGACCAGUGCCCACCAGGGUCUCAUCCCCAAGGAGAAUGACUACGAGAGUAUCGGGGACCUGCAGCAGUGCCGAGACAUCACCAGGCUCUAGGAACUCAGAAGACAGCUCCAGAGAGCCCAAGAGCAGAGUGCCGGCACGCUUUUGCUGGAAGAGCUGGGAGAUACAGAACAAUACUUCCUAUGCUGCUUUAGCCAACAGAAGGCAACUGGGAAUGCCAGAUGUCUUCCCAGGUUCUGAAACUGUGAGGUACGAACCGGGAACACCUGCCCACCUGGGAGACAUGCACAGUGUGGCGCAGGCCCCUCCUGCACCUUUACCCUCCGUAAAAGACCCCAGCUGCCAGGGGUUUCAUCCCCACAUGAGGAAAGUCGGGCUGGAAAAAGGAGCUGCCGUCAAAGCGGAUGAAGGCUGCACACACCUAAACACUGCCAUUUGCAGAGCAAGGUGUUUGCUUGGCCCCUCUGUUGCGAACUUUACACGUGUGGCUUUUUCCCCUG
Ochotona princeps (American pika) is the source of this 2080-nucleotide messenger RNA. It is a transcript of the gene PAG1, whose product is annotated as phosphoprotein membrane anchor with glycosphingolipid microdomains 1. Gene Ontology annotation, cellular component: plasma membrane; membrane raft. The transcript has 9 exons. NCBI's taxonomy places the organism in Eukaryota, Metazoa, Chordata, Mammalia, Lagomorpha, Ochotonidae. The record is from RefSeq and is a predicted model, not a curated record. The coding region runs from base 366 to 1673 and encodes 435 amino acids. Gene Ontology annotation, biological process: negative regulation of T cell activation; intracellular signal transduction.